This is a messenger RNA of Prunus armeniaca (apricot), 1248 nucleotides long. Lineage: Eukaryota; Viridiplantae; Streptophyta; Magnoliopsida; Rosales; Rosaceae. The record is from the annotation of a GenBank genome assembly.
AUGAGUUUCAACCACGCCGCCUUGUUGGCGUGGACGCUCAGCUUCCUCCUGUUCUCGCAGCAGAUCACAGCCCAAUACCCACCGCCUCCGCCGCCAUCCAACAACUCAGGCGGGCCGAGGUUCGACGUCAAGAUGGCCGUGGUGAUGGUGGUCCUGGUCGUCGUCUUCUUCAUCCUCGGCUUCUUGUCCGUCUACACCCGCCAGUGCGCCCAGACCCGCCUCCAGGGUCAUGUGGACCUUGCGCUCCGCAACGGCAUGGCGCGUGGGCUCGACCCCGCAGUCAUCGAGACCUUCCCGGCUUUCCUCUACUCCGACGUCAAGGGGCUCCAGCUCGGCAAGGACUCGCUCGAAUGCGCCGUGUGCUUAAACGAGUUUCAAGAUGACGAAACGCUGCGUUUGAUCCCCAAAUGCGAUCACGUGUUCCACCCGGAUUGUAUCGACACGUGGCUGCUCUCUCACUCCACUUGCCCAGUUUGCCGGGCCUACCUGGUUCCCAAGCCGGGCGAAGAGCCCUACACUUGGGUUGACCCGACUAACCCCGAUAUCGAAUCAGGUCAACCUGAUGCAGGCCCGUGUACUGUGGAUGAACCGCCACCACCGCAUAUGCCACCCCGCCAGGCGUCAGUUCGGGUGGUUGAAGAUCAAAUCAAAGAGGAAGAAUCUCAAACGCCAGUGGUUAUUAAUUUGGUGAAUGUGAGUGAAGGAACCAAUAAAAGAGGUCCACCUAGGUCGAGGUCAACAGGUUUUAGACCGCCGAGGUCAGGAUCAACUGGGAGGCGAUUCACUGGAAUAUUAUUUCCAAGGUCGCACUCGACCGGUCACUCGUUGGUUCAACCCGGCGAGAACGUCGAGAAGUUUACACUACGAUUACCAGACGAGGUACGAGCUCAGCUCAUGAACUCGGCCUUGAUUCGUAGCAGGAGUAGCAACGUGGCAUUCCCAAGGGCUGGGAGUACAAGGAAAGGUCUUAGGAAUGACAGCGUGCGCGGAAAGAGCCCCAAUUUGUAUGAGCGGUUCGAACCAAGCUCGCGGUCAAACCGAGCGAGCCGGUCAAGCCGGUGGGGUUUCUCAAUGAUGCCACCUUUUGUUUCCCGGAACGGUUCUGUUAGGAACCAAAUUGGAGAUAAUGACGUGGCAACCCAGUCGACAGUUGCUCCAUCGGAAUCGAAGAAAUCACAGUUGGCUCAUAUUGACGGUGAUGAUGAUGAACGGUCAACUGAUGCCUUGCGGAGAAAAGAUCAGGUUUAA